Molecule: messenger RNA, 1508 nt
Organism: Corticium candelabrum
Lineage: Eukaryota; Metazoa; Porifera; Homoscleromorpha; Homosclerophorida; Plakinidae
Product: ciliary microtubule-associated protein 2-like
Exons: 13
Coding region: 1-1338 (445 amino acids)
Source: RefSeq, a predicted model, not a curated record
AUGCUGUUUUUGAAAGUUACCGUAGUGACCGCCGGUCGAGAACUGUUUACAGGGCAAUGCGAUCUUGUAAUUGUAGACGUCUGUAACACAUUUCCACUUAUCAAAAUACAUAUGGCAAAGAAGAAAUUCAAGGGAGCUCCGUUUGGAACGCAAACAGCUCGAUUUGACGUGUCGGGUGUUCACCCGCAGAGCAAAAUGCCCGGGACUUUCACUCAAACGCCGUACGAUAAGAAAGCAAUGAGUGAAUAUAACACGCGGCUCGGGCCUGGAAUAUAUGAAGUGGCCAAUGGAUCGUUUGAUGAGCGGGCAGUUGUGGGGAGGGCUGACGGACCGGGUUGGCGUAGACAAUACGAAAUGAUGCGAUACGCACAGAUCCCUCACCUACGAUACAAAGAACAAUGGGAGAAGAACAAGCGACUGGAAUGCGAACUCGGACCGGGAAGAUACAACAUUAGACACUUUUCCGACGAAACGUGUUCUAAACCAUCAAGCAAACAUGGUGUGUGUGAGACCACAGGGCCACGUAUUGCACCCACCAACAAGUUUCAUGAUCAGUUGCCGGGGCCGGGAUCAUAUGGUGAGGGUGGGAUACCGUCGAGCGUUGUGGAGAAGAAGGCGAGACGGUCGGCUGGAGUGAGAGGGAUGUUGAGUUCAGGAGAUGUGAAUGAUCGGUCUAUUCCUACUGUGGGUUGUUCUCUUACCCCUGGACAAUACAACAUAAGAAGUUUUGCAGAAAACCUUAUACAGAAGGUGACCAGCCUGCGUGGUCCUUAUGAACUAUUUUCUGGCGACAGAAACAAACCUGUAAUGACGGGUCACUUGUCAAUCCGAACUUCACAUAACAUUGGACCGGGACAGUACGUUUACUCAUUGGCAGAUGAAAUGGAAGACAGGCAACACAUCAAGCAUGGUCGAUUCAGCUCACUUGCUCAAUACCCCGAACUGCCAACGGAGAGAAUCUACUGCAGCACUCUGAGCCAGUGGCCAAGAUGUCCAGAGGAUCCUGGGCCAUGCUGCUACAAUCCCCCGCAAGUGUCUGGAAUUCGAUGUCAUUCUCCACCUUUUAAUUCGUCAGAAGAUCGAUGGUGUUCUCGAACUAUGGACUUCUUUUUAGGAAGCAAGAAUCGUGUUGGUCCUGGUCGAUAUAAUCUGAAGAGGUGGGAUGAAGCACAACAGCGGAAUGGAUGUUCGAGUGCAUUUAUAUCUGAGUCUGUACGCAUGCCUGCGAAAGGCAUGUCUGAGAGAGACAAACUACUUCAGGAGCGUGUAACUCCUCGCUAUUCCAAGUACCAAGAUCAGUCACGUGAUCAACCAUCUCUAGUUCCAGUUGCAGUGUAGAACUAGAAAAUGCUUCAAUGAGAAACAUUGAAGUACAGUUUGCUCAGUAUUUAUUAGUUCUCCUAAUAAUGGAGUUAUCUAAUGCUGUGAUGGAACAUCAUUUUAGUAAUUGACUUUGCAACAUUGUAACAUGGUUGUCAGAGUUGUUUAUCCAGCAGCAAGAUAUUCAA